AUGUCUAUGAGUGAUAUAUACUGUGCAGAUGAGGAACUCUACGACUCGCUCAGCUCUUUUUCUUCAGCUCUUGGAAAAACAGCGAAACACGGGAAAAAUGCCAACAGGGAGGAAAUCAUAGAACUGAUAUGCUCUCUCGAUUCUCUCCUCAGUCGCAUUCAGCAGAGUGAAUUUCAUAAACAUCAUCUUUCUUCGUUGCAAGUAGCGCGGGAACUUCUAGAAGCCACACUUCAUCAGCAUGAUAGAAACUUGACGUCCGAUUCUGAUCAAAAAAUUGAAGCAGGCAGCAUGAAAAGUGACGUUCUUAUGGAACAAAAGGAUUUUCAUAAUUCUCAGAACACGAGUACUGGUUCAUCGAGGAUGUCUCCCUCUUUGGCCGAUUCAAAUAACAAUAGCUCCAGAAAAGAAGAGGAGCUGGACAAUUUUGCCGCUAGUCGCAGGCAAGCUAUAGAGUCCACUAUUCUGCGGGAUCUUGAUAAUAUUCCGAAAUUCAGUGAUAUUGCUGGUCUUGCUGAGGCGAAAUCUGCUCUUUUCGAAGCAUUGGUAGAUCCAUUUCAAUACCCAGAAUGGUUCAAAUCUUCUGAUUUAAAACCGUGGAAAGCCGUGUUACUGUAUGGGCCGCCAGGAACUGGAAAAUCUGUACUUUCACAAGCCAUCGUGCGAGAGAGCAACUCAUUAUUGUAUCAGGUUUCCUCUUCGGAUCUUAUUUCAACCUGGAGCGGGCAAUCCGAAAGGCUUAUUCGAGAGCUCUUUGAUCAUGCUAUUGCUCAAAAGAAAACCGCUGUAAUAUUCAUAGAUGAAGUGGACAGCCUAUGCAAAACGCGAUCAGCGGGCGAGGAUGAUGCCAAUAGAAGAGUGAAGACAGAACUUCUCGUACAACUCCAGCGUCUGCAGUCUACGUCGAACAUUGUUUUGGUAUGUGCUACAAAUUGUCCGUGGGAUCUCGAUCCAGCUUUUCUGAGGAGAUUUGAGAAGAAAAUCUACGUGGGCCUUCCAGAUUUUGAGGCAAGACUGGCUAUGAUAACUCAACGACUUUCGAACACAACUAUGGAGUCCGUCGUUUCUAAGGAAUGGAUUGCCGACAUGACAAAUGGCUUCAGCGGAGACGAUAUUCGAAGAUUUGCCAGUGAACUAGCAUAUACUCAGUUUCGAUAUUACAAAGAAAGCAUGCAACACAAUGCCGGUAACAAUUUCCGUCGACCUCUUUCGCGUCAAGACAUCGAAACUGUACUGGCUUCAUUUUCUCCAUCUGUAAAUGAACAUCAUCUGGCUCGCUUUGAAGAGUACAGAAAUAAGUAA
This is a messenger RNA of Necator americanus (New World hookworm), 1299 nucleotides long. RefSeq lists its product as uncharacterized. The transcript is spliced from 13 exons. Gene Ontology annotation, molecular function: ATP hydrolysis activity; ATP binding. NCBI's taxonomy places the organism in Eukaryota, Metazoa, Nematoda, Chromadorea, Rhabditida, Ancylostomatidae. Bases 1 to 1299 code for a protein of 432 amino acids. The record is from RefSeq and is a predicted model, not a curated record.